CACCGACCAUGGCUUCGGUCCCUGCGGAGGCCGAGACCCGCCAGAGGCUGCUGCGCACCGUGAAGAAGGAGGUGAAGCAGAUCAUGGAGGAGGCCGUUACCCGGAAGUUUGUCCACGAAGACAGCAGCCACAUCAUCUCCUUCUGUGCGGCAGUGGAGGCCUGUGUGCUGCACGGGCUGAGGCGGAGGGCUGCUGGCUUCCUGCGAAGCAACAAGAUCGCCGCACUCUUCAUGAAGGUGGGCAGAGGGUUCCCUCCAGCUGAGGAGCUGAGCCGGAAGGUGCAGGAUCUGGAGCAACUCAUCGAGAGCGCGCGAAACCAGAUCCAGGGCCUGCAGGAGAAUGUGCGGAAGCUGCCGAAGCUGCCCAACCUGUCCCCGCUGGCCAUCAAGCACUUGUGGGUCCGCACCGCCCUGUUUGAGAGGGUCCUGGACAAAAUAGUCCACUAUCUGGUGGAAAACAGCAGUAAAUACUACGAGAAGGAAGCUCUCUUGAUGGACCCUGUGGACGGCCCCAUCCUUGCAUCUCUGUUAGUGGGGCCCUGCGCCCUGGAGUAUACCAAGAUGAAGACUGCAGACCACUUCUGGACCGAUCCCUCAGCCGACGAGCUGGUCCAGAGACACCGAAUCCACAGCUCACAUCUGCGACAGGACUCACCCACCAAGCGACCAGCACUCUGUAUCCAGAAGAGGCAUUCGAGCGGCAGCAUGGACGACCGUCCAUCUGUCUCUGCCCGAGAUUAUGUAGAGUCACUGCAUCAGAACUCGAGAGCCACCCUGCUCUACGGCAAGAACAAUGUCCUAGUUCAGCCAAGAGAUGACAUGGAGGCCGUGCCAGGGUACCUGUCUCUGCACCAGACGGCUGAUGUCAUGACCUUGAAGUGGACACCCAACCAGCUGAUGAACGGAUCUGUGGGGGACCUGGACUAUGAGAAGAGUGUCUACUGGGACUAUGCUGUGACCAUCCGCUUAGAGGAGAUUGUUUACCUGCACUGCCACCAGCAAGUGGACAGUGGUGGGACUGUGGUGCUGGUGAGCCAGGACGGGAUCCAGAGGCCACCCUUCCGCUUCCCCAAAGGCGGGCACCUGCUACAAUUCCUCUCAUGCCUGGAGAAUGGGCUUCUUCCACAUGGGCAGCUGGACCCACCGCUUUGGUCACAGCGAGGAAAGGGGAAGGUAUUUCCUAAGCUACGCAAGCGGAGCCCACAGGGAUCCUCAGAGUCCACAUCUUCAGAUAAAGAGGAUGACGAAGCCACAGAUUAUGUAUUCCGCAUCAUCUACCCUGGCAUGCAGUCCGAAUUUGUGCCCCAGGACCUGAUGGAUGUCUCUGUGAACAACCUUCCACCGCUGUGGCAACCCAGUCCUCGGAAGUCUUCCUGCUCUUCCUGUUCACAAAGCGGCUCGGCUGAUGGAAGCUCAACCAAUGGCUGCAACCAUGAGAGGGCUCCUCUGAAACUGCUCUGUGAUAACAUGAAGUACCAGAUCCUUUCCAGGGCCUUCUAUGGAUGGCUCGCCUACUGCAGACACCUGUCCACCGUGAGGACCCACCUGUCGGCCUUGGUCAAUCAUGUGAUUGUGUCUCCAGACCUGCCCUGUGGCGCUGGGCAAGGGUUGACAGCCAGCAUCUGGGAGCAGUACAUCCAGGAUAGCAGGACUUACCCAGAGCAGGAGCUGCUGCGGCUCAUCUACUACGGGGGUGUCCAACCUGAGAUCCGCAGGGCUGUUUGGCCCUUCCUCCUGGGCCACUACCAGUUCGGGAUGACGGAGAUGGAGAGGAAGGAGGUGGAUGAGCAGAUCCACGCCUGCUACGCACAAACCAUGUCCGAGUGGCUGGGCUGCGAGGCCAUCGUGAGACAGAGGGAGCGGGAAUCCCAUGCUGCUGCCCUGGCCAAGUGCUCUUCGGGGGCGAGCUUAGACAGCCACCUUCACCGGAUGCUGCACCGGGACUCUACCAUCAGCAACGAGUCCUCCCAGAGCUGCAGCUCAGGACGCCAGAAUCUCAGAUUGCAGAGCGACUCCAGCAGCAGCACACAGGUGUUUGAGUCUGUGGAUGAGGUGGAGCAGACAGAGGCAGAAGGCAGGCUGGAGGAGAAACAAUCCAAAAUCCCCAAUGGGAACCCUGCAAAUGGUACUUGCUCCCCAGACUCAGGACACCCCUCUUCCCACAACUUCUCCUCCGGCCUCUCGGAGCACUCGGAGCCCAGUCUUAGCACCGAGGACAGCGUCUUGGAUGCCCAGCGCAGCCUCCCCGCUGUGUUCCGACCUGGGGACAGCAGUGUGGAAGAUGGGCAGAGCAGCGAGGCCACCACUUCCCGUGACGAGGCCCCUCGGGAGGAGCUGGCAGUGCAAGACAGUCUCGAGAGUGACCUUCUCGCCAACGAGAGCAUGGAUGAGUUCAUGUCCAUCCCCGGCAGCCUGGAUGUGGUCCUGCCUGAGAAGGAUGGUGCCAUGAUGGAGGGCUGGCCCAGCGAGGCGGACAAGCGUGGCCGGGCUGACAGCGAGGACAACCUCUCAGAGGAGCCUGAGAUGGAGAGCCUCUUCCCCGCCCUGGCUUCCCUGGCCGUGACCUCUGCCAACAACGAGGCGUCACCUGUGUCUUCCAGCGGUGUCACCUACUCUCCAGAGCUACUGGACCUGUACACAGUGAACCUCCACCGCAUCGAAAAAGACGUGCAGAGGUGUGACCGCAGCUACUGGUACUUCACGGCUGCCAACCUGGAGAAGCUGCGGAAUGUCAUGUGCAGCUACAUCUGGCAGCACAUUGAGAUUGGCUACGUCCAGGGCAUGUGUGACCUUCUGGCCCCGCUGCUGGUCAUCCUGGAUGAUGAGGCCCUGGCCUUCAGCUGCUUCACGGAACUCAUGAAGAGGAUGAACCAGAACUUCCCCCACGGCGGUGCCAUGGACACGCACUUUGCCAACAUGAGGUCCCUGAUCCAGAUCCUGGACUCCGAGCUCUUCGAGUUGAUGCAUCAGAACGGGGACUACACCCACUUCUACUUCUGCUACCGCUGGUUCCUGCUGGAUUUCAAACGAGAGCUGGUCUAUGAUGACGUCUUCUCCGUGUGGGAGACUAUCUGGGCGGCCAAGCACGUGUCCUCCGCCCACUACGUGCUGUUCAUCGCGCUGGCACUGGUGGAGGUCUACCGAGAUAUCAUUCUGGAGAACAACAUGGACUUCACUGACAUCAUCAAGUUCUUCAAUGAAAUGGCUGAGCGGCACAAUGCCAAGCAGAUCCUGCAGCUGGCCCGGGACCUCGUCCACAAAGUGCAGAUUCUGAUCGAGAACAAGUGAGGGGCAGCCGCAACAGCCAGGCAUCCCUGCUGUCAUCCAUCCCCUCCCCUCCCGCAGCCCAGCACGAGGUCCGGGUGCCUGCGGACCAGCAUGGACUCUGUGCAGAGAGCCAUACUCUUGACCUUGGCCAUUGGGCAGUGGGGUAGAAAAGAGCCCAGCUGAGCCUUAUGUUUUCCUGUUUGACCAAAGAUUGCCUAAGACUGGGAUUUCCCUCUCUUGGGAGCUGGGGUUGUGAGUGGAGGUGGCCUCUGGGCCCUUUGUCCCUCUUCGUUUCCCUUGUUCCUUCCUCCUCUGUACGGGAGGGGCCUCUGGGUCUUCCUCUGCACCUGGCAAGAAGGGCCUCUGGAGGGGUUCCAGAAUAUUCCUGCCAGGCUGGCUUGGAGCAGGGUCUCCCUUGGGCAUUACUCACAUUCGAAGUCCUAGAUGUCUCUGGGCAUCACCCCUGCCUUUGAACCACUGGGUGUCACCAGUAAAACCUUCCAAGGUGACCCAAAUGUCCCUGCACAGCAGAUGUGUGCCCCACCAGAGAACCACUGGCUUGGAGGAGGGGCUACCAGCAUAUCCCUGUCUGCUCUCUUCAUGCCGAGUCACCUGGGGUCUGUUCCAUUGCCCUGCCAGAAGCACACAGCUUGCCACAGCCCUACUGGAGUGUUUUCUAGCUUUUUCUCUGCCCGCUG
Messenger RNA from Phodopus roborovskii (desert hamster), 3964 nucleotides. RefSeq names its product small G protein signaling modulator 1 (gene Sgsm1). Bases 9 to 3287 code for a protein of 1092 amino acids. Gene Ontology annotation, molecular function: GTPase activator activity. The record is from RefSeq and is a predicted model, not a curated record. The transcript is spliced from 26 exons. Lineage: Eukaryota; Metazoa; Chordata; Mammalia; Rodentia; Cricetidae. Gene Ontology annotation, biological process: activation of GTPase activity.